AUGAUAUAUGAAGAUGAACAGUUACCAAUUCAAAAACAUGGUAAAAUAACAAUUAAACCUGAAUGUGUUAAAGAAUACAACGAAAAUAUGGAAUCUGUGGAUAAAACUGAUAUGUUACUAAAUUUAUCAUUGUUAAAUGCGUACUCAUCAUAUAAAACAGUUACUGGAAACCAUAUACCAAUAGCUCAGUUUCAGAUGGAACUAAUAAAACAAAUAAUAGAAAAAUAUCAUACUGAUCGUGUAACAAAAUCAAGACCACCAACUAAAGACCAACCAUCAAAACUAAUUGAUAGGCAUUUUCCAUCAGAAGUUCCAGCAACACAAUCUGGAAGGCUUGCCAGAAGAAGAUGCCAACUAUGUAAGAAGAAUAAUAAGAGAACUGACACUAGAUACAUGUGUACAGAAUGUGAUGUGAGCUUAUGCACAGCACCUUGGUUUUAA
This is a messenger RNA of Melanaphis sacchari, 441 nucleotides long. RefSeq names its product piggyBac transposable element-derived protein 4-like. The transcript has 2 exons. The record is from RefSeq and is a predicted model, not a curated record. Lineage: Eukaryota; Metazoa; Arthropoda; Insecta; Hemiptera; Aphididae. The coding region runs from base 1 to 441 and encodes 146 amino acids.